Messenger RNA from Paramecium tetraurelia, 432 nucleotides. RefSeq lists its product as uncharacterized. The transcript has 2 exons. The record is from RefSeq and is a predicted model, not a curated record. Lineage: Eukaryota; Ciliophora; Oligohymenophorea; Peniculida; Parameciidae.
AUGCAACCCCAUCCACAAAUGGUUAUGCCCUUUCCAAUUUAGCCUCCUAAUCCAGCUUAACCAAAAACUGAUUAAAACCUACCUGUCUAGGUAAAGGGUACCAAAGUGAAGUUGAACCUCAAAAUGAUUAAGGACAUACCUCAAGAGGAAGACAGUCUACUGGAUUAUGAUGAAAUAAAAAAGCAGAGCGGAGAUCGUCAAUUUAUCAAUUUAAAGAGAAAACGUAGACUUCUAGAUUAGUAAGAUGCACCUUUAAUGUAAACACGCAGACGUAGCGAAUAAUCAUAAUAUUUAGAAAUAAGAGACAUAUUGAAUGUCGACGAUAAAGACAUGACACUUAUAAUGGAAGCCUAUCCUGACACAAAAUCCUUGCUGUAAGAAUUAAAGAAUGGCAAUUUAAAGUAAGAGAUAGAGGAUCUAUUACUCAAAUGA